AAAAACCCUGGGGAAAGUACUUGGUCAAUUUCAGAUUCAGAAACCCUAAUUUCUUCACGACGACCAUUCUUUUUUCGCUUGGGUACUUUCAGCUCUUCCCACGAGGACGAGGUUACAGAAGACAUGUCGCGUGUGUACGUCGGAAAUCUGGACCCGCGAGUUACUGAGCGUGAACUUGAGGAUGAGUUCCGUACCUUUGGAGUUAUCAGGAGUGUUUGGGUUGCUCGGAGACCACCUGGUUACGCUUUUCUAGAUUUCGAAGAUCCUAGGGAUGCCCGUGACGCCAUCCGUGAUGUAGAUGGCAAGAAUGGCUGGAGAGUUGAACAGUCACACAACCGAGGUGAGCGUGGUGGUGGCGGUCGUGGUGGUGACCGUGGAGGUGGCGGCGGCGGCCGUGGUGCUUCUGAUUUGAAAUGCUAUGAAUGUGGUGAGACUGGUCAUUUCGCACGUGAAUGCCGUAACCGUGGUGGCACUGGGAGGCGUCGCAGCAGGAGCCGUAGUCGCAGUCCUCCAAGAUACAGAAGGAGCCCAAGCUAUGGACGGAGGAGUUACAGCCCUCGUGCAAGAUCUCCCCCUCCUCCAAGGCGCCGCAGUCCUUCUCCUCCUCCUGCCCGUGGUCGCAGCUACAGUAGGUCACCACCUCCAUACAGAGCACGUGAGGACAGAGCACGUGAGGAAGUGCCAUAUGCCAAUGGAAAUGGACUGAAAGAUAGACGCAGAAGCAGGAGCUGAGUGUUUUUGCAAGAAAACGAGUUCGUGGGAAGAAGAUACUGUGGAAGAGAAGAAGAGAGGGCCUAAGGAAAGUUACUAUCAUCUAUGAAUUUCAGUAAGAGAACAUGUUUUAGGUGUGCUGGAUUGGAUAAAGAUUGGUACUUUUGCUUUUGGAUAUGAAGCGUACGUAGUUGUGUAUCUACCAAUAGGUAAAAGAACACUUGAUUCGUACCCUAGUUUCUUAAAGACAUAAUAUUUGAUUGGAAAUUCUGCUAAAUGCCUAAGUGUUUCUUGUCUUUUUUCACUGUGUCGAGGUUUCUUCGGGUCUACUACUACUACUACUACUGCUUCAUUACUUAUCUACUUGCUUCUCUACUCUUCUCAUAUGAAGCAUCUCCCUUAGUUACUCGGCCUACUUCAUUGUUUAUCUACUUGCUUCUGCUAUGAAUCAUCUUCAUUAGUUGCUCGGCCUGCUAUGGGAAAAGUUAAACCACGGUUGUGGAUCCCUACAUCAUCUUCAUUUAGUUGCUCGGCCUGCUUCAUUGUUUUUCUACUUGCUUCUCUACUCUUCUGCUUCAUUUAGUUGUGGAUCCCUACAAGGCUUUGCUUCUGCUUCAUCUUCGACCAUAGAGAUGCUCUAAUGCUUGAAAACUUCAUCAGCUGUGAUGUUUACCUUCUUUGCAUGAACUUGAGCUGCAUCACUUAGAAGCACCUCUUGUCUGGUCGGAAUGUUGGGCAUUAGGUUUAGCAUAAUUGUAGCUAUGUGAUAGUGUUUAGCAUGCACAUUCUUGUCCUUCGAAAGAUUUUUGUGCAUUUCACGGUUUAUAGAGGCAAGUCAAGGAUUUGUAAAUGGGUAUCAGUCGCUCCCAUUUGGUGCUUGUGUUAAUUUCAGUGAAAGAGUUGUGAA
Arabidopsis lyrata subsp. lyrata is the source of this 1618-nucleotide messenger RNA. Its product is annotated as serine/arginine-rich splicing factor RSZ22. Gene Ontology annotation, cellular component: nuclear speck. The record is from RefSeq and is a predicted model, not a curated record. Lineage: Eukaryota; Viridiplantae; Streptophyta; Magnoliopsida; Brassicales; Brassicaceae. Gene Ontology annotation, biological process: mRNA splicing, via spliceosome. The transcript has 6 exons. Gene Ontology annotation, molecular function: RNA binding; zinc ion binding. The coding region runs from base 124 to 732 and encodes 202 amino acids.